This is a messenger RNA of Larimichthys crocea (large yellow croaker), 2079 nucleotides long. RefSeq names its product tripartite motif-containing protein 16-like. The coding region runs from base 1 to 1674 and encodes 557 amino acids. The transcript is spliced from 2 exons. The record is from RefSeq and is a predicted model, not a curated record. Lineage: Eukaryota; Metazoa; Chordata; Actinopteri; Sciaenidae. Gene Ontology annotation, molecular function: zinc ion binding; protein binding.
AUGGCGCAGCAAGGAAAUAAACUGGACCGGGAAACCUUCUCUUGUCCGAUCUGUCUGGAUCUACUGAAGGAUCCGGUGACUAUUCCCUGUGGACACAGCUACUGCAUGAACUGUAUUCAAAACUUCUGGGAUGGAGAGGAUGAGAAGAGAAUCCACAGCUGCCCUCAGUGUAGGCAGACCUUCACACCGAGGCCUGUCCUGAUGAAAAGCACCAUGUUAGCAGCUUUAGUGGAGGAACUGAAGAAGACUGGACUCCAAGCUGCUCCUGCUGAUCACUGCUAUGCUGGACCUGAAGAUGUGGCCUGUGAUGUCUGCACUGGGAGAAAACUGAAAGCUCUGAAGUCCUGUCUGGUCUGUCUGGCCUCUUACUGUGAGAAACACCUCCAGCCUCAUCAUGAUGUAGCUCCAUUAAAGAAACACAAGCUGGUGGAGCCCUCCAAGAAGCUCCAGGAGAACAUCUGCUCUCGUCAUGAUGAGGUGAUGAAGAUGUUCUGCCGUACUGAUCAGCAGUGUAUCUGUUAUCUCUGCUCUGUGGAUGAACAUAAAGGCCACGACACAGUCUCAGCUGCAGCAGAAAGGACUGAGAGGCAGAGAGAGCUCGAGGUGAGUCGACUAAACAUCCAGCAGAGAAUCCAGGACAGAGAGAAAGAUGUGAAGGAGCUCCAACAGGAGGUGGAGGCUAUCAGUGGUUCUGCUGAUAAAGCAGUGGAGGACAGUGAGAAGAUCUUCACUGAGCUGAUCCGUCUCAUGGAGAAAAGAAGGUCUGAUGUGAAGCAGCAGGUCAGAUCCCAGCAGGAAACUGAAGUGAGUCGAGUCAAAGAUCUUCAGGAGAAGCUGGAGCAGGAGAUCACUGAGCUGAAGAAGAAAGACGCUGAGCUGGAGAAGCUCUCACACACAGAGGACCACAACCAGUUUCUACACAACUACCCCUCACUGUCACGACUCAGCCAAUCUACAGACUCAUCCAGCAUCAAUAUCCGUCCUCUGAGGGACUUUGAGGAUGUGACAGCUGCUGUGUCAGAGCUCAGAGAUAAACUACAGGACGUUCUGAGGGACCAACGGACAAACAUCUCACUGACAGACACUGAAGUCCAUGUUUCACUGUCAGGACCAGAACCAGAGCCCAAGACCAGAGCUGAGUUCUUAAAAUAUUCACGUGAACUCACACUGGAUCCAAACACAGCAAACAAAAAGCUGUCAUUAUCUGAGGGGAACAGAAAAGUGACAAGAAUGAAUCAACCUCAGUCUUCUUCUAGUCACCCAGGCAGAUUCACUUCAUGUUCUCAGGUCCUGAGUAGAGAGACUCUGACUGGACGUUGUUACUGGGAGGUGGAGUGGAGAGGAGAUGGAGUUGGUGUAGCAGUCGCAUACAAGAACAUCAGAAGAGCAGGGAGCUCAAGUGAAUGUGGAUUUGGACACAAUGACAAAUCUUGGUCGUUAUAUUUUUUCAAAAGCAGUUAUAACUUUUGGUACAAUGAUGUCAAAACUCCCGUCUCAGGUCCUCGGUCCUCCAGAGUUGGAGUGUACCUGGAUCACAGUGCAGGUAUUCUGUCCUUCUACAGCGUCUCUAAGACCAUGACUCUCCUCCACAGAGUCCAGACCACGUUCACUCAGCCUCUCUGUGCUGGACUUCAUGUUUGUCCUGGAUCUGCUGAGUUUAGUAAAGUGAAAUAGACAGAAGUCAUUGAAGGGACAGUGGGUUAAAUUCUGUUUUAAAUCUGAAACUCAUUCUGUCUCCAUGUUUGUUGCUGAGAGCUGAUUGUUGUGGCAUUUCUUCACUGCACAGAGAUCACCUGUCAAUCAAACAUUAUGGGCGGUACUUUGACGUCUUGUCAUUCAUUGAUGUGUUUGUAUGUUGUUGUUUCUCUUCCACUGCCUGAGUCUGAAGAGAGGAAGCAGCACACCUUCCUUUGUCCUAGAUAUUUAGUAAAGAAAUCUAGAAUUACAUUUCCAUUGAUUUGUGUGUUCUGGAGUUUCCUCUCCUGAGGUUAACGAGGUCCCGUGUGGGCCUUGAGGUCCUCAGCAGUAUUAGUUGUUUGGCUUUGGUUGGGAACAGUAGGUGCCAGUCUGUCUCCACAC